AUGAAUCGGUUUUCGGUAUUGAUACCACUCAUACUCUCCAUUGCAGGCUUCGUGCUUGCAAUGGUAUCACUCUUCGCCGGCUCUAAGCCUGGGCAGUUAGAAGACUUCCACAUUAUCGCUAUUAACAUGUCCAAUUUCGGUCAUGACCUCGUGCCAACGCCAACUACUGGUGGCUCGGAGCCAACAACAACAGACAGCAGUUGGGAAGGCUUCUUUACCAGCGUUGUAGCCACCAUCGCUUCAGAAAUUAGUGACGAACUAAGUGACAUUGAGGACGACAUCGCCGACAAAUUGUCCGCCGAGCUCGGGAUCUCACAGUGGUAUUCACUUCACAUUAUGACUGCUUGCGAAGGAAACUUUGCUCCAAAUGCAACAAACCCGGGUGCAUGGUACAACACAACGAACUGUACAUCACAACAAGCAGGCUUUCAGUUCAAUUUGUCCCAGGUGCUCGACCACGAGAUCUCCUUGGGGCCCCUUGACUUGAACACUGCAGACCUUCCCAUACCCGAUGAGGUUUCCGAUGCGAUCAAGUACAUCAAUGGUUUUCUUUUGGCCAUCUUUGUCCUGUUCUGCAUUGGUGCAGGCUUCGCCGGUCUUUCGUUCCUCGGCAGUGUUGCAGCUCUCACCACGGGUACAUUGGGCAAGACACGAGCAGGUAACGUGAAGACGGGCUCGUCAAGAGGAAUGGCCCUCAUCAACGCGAUAUUUUCUGGCUUGGCUUCUGCGGCACUUUUGGUCGGUGCUGCGAUCACAACCGGUGUAGCCAAGAAGGGCCAGGCCGAGAUUAAUGACAAAGGCAGCGAAGUCGGGAUCUCCGCUAACUCCGGAACCAAGUUCAUCAUCAUUACUUGGGUUUCAUUUGCGACCAUGUUCGUCGCGCUUCUCUACUGGAUCGUUGCCGGUAUCAAGGGACGCAAGUCCCCAGCACCUGAGGGCCGUCGACGAGGUCCUGGAAGGUUCCACCUCAGACAUGAGAAGAAAGUCCGCUCGAGCUACGAGUCCUCCUCGGUCUAA
Truncatella angustata is the source of this 1017-nucleotide messenger RNA. Its product is annotated as actin cortical patch SUR7/pH-response regulator pali. Gene Ontology annotation, cellular component: cell cortex of cell tip; plasma membrane. Bases 1 to 1017 code for a protein of 338 amino acids. Gene Ontology annotation, biological process: fungal-type cell wall organization. NCBI's taxonomy places the organism in Eukaryota, Fungi, Ascomycota, Sordariomycetes, Amphisphaeriales, Sporocadaceae. The record is from RefSeq and is a predicted model, not a curated record. The transcript has 2 exons.